GUCCAUUGGUAGACUGAUAGAUUGUAGAUUAUAACAAAUAAUUUUUUUUUAAGAAAGUGACCAAGGUGCUGGAAACUUUAAAUCUGUUUAAAUAGCGAUUCUGUGAUUUAACGUGCUGUUGUUUGUAGAAGGUUUAGAUCAUUAGGGUAUGUCACGCUAUAUAACGGAAUAGAUAUUGUAUUGAGUAUUAACUGAUGAUACAACAAUAGAAAUGGUAGGAGAAAGACUGUAUACAUCUUUGUGGAUAACCCUUCUUGCUGGGCUGGUUUCUAGUCAAGACUGUGACUUUGAAAGCGAUUUCUGCGAUUGGACAAAUGAACCAGAGGCCCGCGCCAUCUGGAAGAGAUUAAAUAUUGCUACUGAAACACAGGGGACAGGCCCUGAUCGAGGUCACACAACAAAUACAACCAAUUAUUUUGCUUAUUUAAAUGUACGAGAUUAUACAGAUGGAAACAACAUAGUUAUACCCAACAUAACAGCUGUACUAGUCAGUGAGACUCUCUCAGUUAAUUCUGAUAUCUGUUUUCGGUUUUAUUAUCAUAUGUACGGUGAAGCUAUAAAUAGACUAUCAGUGGGUAUUUUGAAUGACAGUAAAAAGCAGCAGAUGUUUUUUAAAACUGGAGAUCAAAAUAAUGCAUGGCAUUGUGGUAGUUUUGAUGUUCAGACGACAGUAAAUACACAGAUCUAUAUUGAAGCAGUAACUGGUGAGAAUAUAUUAGGAGAUAUAGCUAUAGAUGAUCUGGAGAUAAUCCAAGGCAAAUGUAACUCACCUUGCGGCACUACAUCACCAGGCAGUGCUACGACAUUACCAAGUAAUACAAGAAACGUCCCGACGACCACUCCUACAACACAACCAGACAACUCCGAGACGACAAAAGAUACCUCUAAUCUGGUUUCAGAUAAUAUUUUGAUAUAUGCUACUACUAUACCCAUAGCAGUAUUAAUACUAAUAGGUGUAGUAGCCUUCAUCUGUUACAAGAACAAGAAGAAGCCAGAAAUAUUUUUACCUCCACGUUACGGCCUAUACGGCCAUCCGGUGUCAAACACACAAUACCUAGGUUACGACCUUCCAGUAGAAGACGAAAUCUACGAUGACAUAGAUGAUAAUCGAAUGAGAGAAAACCAAAUUGAUCUAGGCAAUGCAGAUUACGAUACGUUACCCGAAGGAGACGGAUAUGUAAAACCCCAGCUACCACCUCCUCCACCCUGUGGUACCACCACCUACCUUCAGGCGAUCAAUGGUUCAGAUCACCCAGACGAUUCAGUCCGGUUUUAGUAAUAUACAAGACUGUUGACACAUUACCCAGAUACGAUGUCUACCGUUGUUUCAGUGGCAUUUAGUAAUUAAACUUGAAAUAAACAGGUCAAAAUUCUGUUAAAUAUCAUUGCUAAGUAUAUACUGAACGACGUUUCUAGUGGUCCAUCCAACCUCGUGAAGUUUCUACUAUAUGUUAGUCUCAGAAUAUCCUAGCUCGUGUUUAUAUGAUUAUAUUAAUUAUGAUUUUAAUUUAAAUGUUAAAGAUGCAUUAUGUACGAUUUUGAUAAAGAGUUAGAUAAUGAAAAGAGAAUAUAUUGAAAAUUUCAUCCAAAUUAUUCUGAGCGAAGUUAUGAACGUUUGAAGAUGUAGCAACUGUACUUGACAGUCGAAUCUAAGUCUCGAUUAUCCAUUUUAUCGUUAAGUAUGUAAAUCAUGAAGUUAUGGUCCGAUACAUGCCAAUAUCCGUCAAAAUCGGAUAGAAAUUGUAAUCUGUAGAGUGUCCACAAACAAAUUACGGACGGACGGACGGACGGACAGGGGCGAUGGCAUAAUACGUCCACAUAAAAAUGUGGGCGUAUAAAAAUCCGUUUUAGUAAGCGAUUGGCCUACUGCGCUGUUGUAUCGCUGACUUCAUAUAUACAGUGAUGUUGUAUCCUGCUUAUUUCUUAUAUCCUAUUACGCAUGUUAUAUAUGUAUUUAUUAAAAAAAAAAGUUUUUUCUCUAAUAAACUCAGUUUAUUAUUCAGUUCAGUUAGGUUAACUUUGGUAUUUGUCAUGCAAUUUAAGAGCUUCCAAAGCAAAGACGUUGUUACUGUAUGUAUUAUGUGUAAGAUGCCUAAAAAUAAAUAAAUUGGUUUUGAACAA
Molecule: messenger RNA, 2121 nt
Organism: Patella vulgata (common limpet)
Lineage: Eukaryota; Metazoa; Mollusca; Gastropoda; Patellidae
Product: MAM and LDL-receptor class A domain-containing protein 1
Exons: 8
Coding region: 212-1276 (354 amino acids)
Biological process (GO): nervous system development
Cellular component (GO): membrane
Source: RefSeq, a predicted model, not a curated record